AUGAUUCAAGGAAACUCGCAGAUCUCCCGCGAGACGGCCGGACCGAGUUUGACGCAAACGGAUGGACGUGUUGACCCCGUGCCACGCCUGAACCGGCGACGCAAAACACCAGGACACCAUCGGGAGGCCGAAAAACAAUUCGACCAGAAGUACCGGAUAGGACGAUCUUUUCCGGUAGCUGUGCAUUGCAGAGCAGCCAGUGAAAACUCGGUUAUGCAUCACAGUGCUUUGCCAUCAAGCACGCCGGACUAG
Molecule: messenger RNA, 252 nt
Organism: Ogataea haglerorum
Lineage: Eukaryota; Fungi; Ascomycota; Pichiomycetes; Pichiales; Pichiaceae
Exons: 2
Coding region: 1-252 (83 amino acids)
Source: RefSeq, a predicted model, not a curated record